AUGGCGAAAAGAAAAAGUUGGGUAUGGGAUUAUGCUAAACGUGAAGGUGAUCGCGCCUUUUGCGAUUUAUGUGACGAUAAAAGCAAUAAUGAAUAUUCUUGUGUAGGCGGCACUACUGGGUCUUUAAUAAGGCAUUUACAAAAUUUCCAUGGUAUUAAACCUUCAGAAGAUUCUAUAAGAAAGAGGUCUCAAUUGGGGUCUAAUCAUCCAUAUAAUGAUACCCAAGAAGUUAUAAGGUCUGGUAGUUCUGAACAUGAAAAUAAUACAACUUCCAUCAAUCAAGAUGAUGACACAAAUCUAGUUAAUAAUGCUAAUACAUCUUCCUCAAGAUUAGAAAAUAAUGAGGAAUCAAAAUCUAGAAAGCGUCGUCGUAUUUCUAAAAAAUGUGGGUCUAAUAGUGAUCGUGAAUGUAAUUAUGAAAAAACAGAACAAAUUCAUCAAGCACUGGCUAUAUUAAUUGCAAUGAAUCAGUUACCUUUAUCAUUUUGCUCGAGCCCUGGAUUUUGUCAGUUCAUGGCUGUUGUGGAGCCGAAUUAUAAAAUAUGUAGAGAUCAAGCAAUGAAAAAAAGACUACAUGCAUUGAAGUCAAACGUUGAGGACAAAAUAAAAAAUGAAUUGCAAAAUGUGAAAAAUGUAGUUUGCACCACUGACGGUUGGUCUUCAAUAGCUCAAAACUCAUAUAUAUCGUUAACUGCUCACAUAAUCGAUAACCAAUGGUCACCAAAGUCAUUUACUUUAGCCACACAAGAAAUGACAGAACGUCACACAGCAGUAAAUCUAGCCGAAAAUUUAACUUGUAUUUUUGAAAAUUGGGAAAUUAAUGACAAUGAAAAUAUGGAUGUGACAUGUGCAGCUCACAGUUUACAAUUAGCCAUUAAUGUUGCAAUAAAACAAGAAAUAUUUUCAGAUAUAAUAAAACAGUGUAGUGCUGUAGUUGGACAUUUCAAACACUCGAAUGUAGCCAAACAGUCAUUAUUCAACAAACAAGAACAGCUAGGACUUCUGCAUCAAUCAUUAGUGCAAUGCUGUAAGACACGAUGGAACUCAGUAUAUUUAAUGUUAGACCGCCUUUUAAAAAACAGAAGUCCAGUUUCAAAUGUAUUGGCAGAUAGAACAGUCACGUCUUUUUACAUUGCGCAAAAAUUAGAAAUAACUGAAUCCCAAUGGAUAAAAAUAGAAAAUCUCAUAAGUCUCCUCAAGCCGUUAUAUGUUGUAACAAAUCUAUUUUGUUCGGAGAACCAUUCGCCAGCGUCAAUGGUUAUACCAUUAUUAUCAAAAUUAUUGGAUUGCCAUUUUAAGCAUAAAGCAGCCGAUGAUCAAUAUAUCACUGAUUUCAAAAAUACAAUUAUAUUUGAAAUUAAAGAACGAUUCAAAUUUGAACGUAAUGAAACAAGUUCUGUCUCUGUCAGACAAAUUGCAUCCUUUCUAGAUCCUCGAUAUAAAGAUUUAGAGUUUGAACCCAAUUUUAUGAGAGACAAAAUUCGUAUGGCUGUAGAAGAUUUGCUAGAAAGAUUUGACGAACAAGAAAUUAAUUUAGAACAAAUCCCACCAGUUCAAAGUGAUCUUGAGUAUUUAUACGGAAAUACAAUAACAGCUGAUGAUAAUUUAACUAAUCAACUUCAAAUUUACAUUGCUGAACCUCCAUUACGUUUCGAUCAAAAUCCAUAUGAAUGGUGGAAAUUGAGAGAAAAUAAAUAUUCAACUCUUGCAGUAUUAGCAAAACAAUAUCUCGCUAUUCCUGCUACAUCAGUGAGCUCCGAGAGAUGUUUCUCCACUGCUGGAAAUAUAGUGACAUCUAAAAGAAGCUGUUUAUUGACAAAAAAUGUUAAUAUGCUGACAUUUUUGUUCCAAAAUAAAAAAUUAUUAGUUUAA
Messenger RNA from Macrosiphum euphorbiae (potato aphid), 1872 nucleotides. The record is from the annotation of a GenBank genome assembly. NCBI's taxonomy places the organism in Eukaryota, Metazoa, Arthropoda, Insecta, Hemiptera, Aphididae.